Molecule: messenger RNA, 1256 nt
Organism: Cryptomeria japonica (Japanese cedar)
Lineage: Eukaryota; Viridiplantae; Streptophyta; Pinopsida; Cupressales; Cupressaceae
Product: cyanidin-3-O-glucoside 2-O-glucuronosyltransferase
Exons: 2
Coding region: 1-999 (332 amino acids)
Molecular function (GO): UDP-glycosyltransferase activity
Source: RefSeq, a predicted model, not a curated record
AUGCUGGAUUUCCAAAGUACCCCUAAAGUUGAAAAUCCAGUCAAUAGUGAUUUUAACCUGCAUUGCGGCCUAUGCGGCCGCUAUGUUUAUGGUCCUGCGAGAAGAUCUCAAGCCAAGGAAAUCACAGAUGAUGGUUUCCUUAAACCGCCAGUCGAUUUUCCAUUUACUCCACCUCCAAAUCGACAAUCUGAAAUAGCGGCUUUGCUACCCAUCUAUACCUUUCCAUACCCAAGUGGGGAAAAGUUCAUAGAUCUGUGUGUUGAUUGUUAUUAUGAUUGCUCUGCAGUGGCUAUUAAAACUUGCUAUGAAUUAGAGGAAAAGUUUAUAGACUAUUUCCAGCGGGUCACAGGAAGUACAGUGAUUCCUGUGGGUGUUCUUCUGCCUCGUCCUUAUCCUAUGAAACAGAUUGAGAUUCAUGAUGGAAUGCCUGAUUGUUUGAAAUGGUUGGAGAACCAUAGGCCUGGUUCUGUUGUUUAUGUGUCCUUUGGGUAUUUAGAUGAAGGGAUGGAUGAAGUUCAAAGGAGGGUUUCAUCUUCACUGCCUCAAGGGUUUGAAUGUAGAGUGGCAGAAAGAGGAAUGGUGCUGAGUGGGUGGGCUCCUCAGCAGGAGAUUCUGUGUCAUCCAUCAACAGGGGCAUUUGUAACUCAUUGUGGGUGGAGCUCUUUGAUGGAGGGAUUGGGUGCUGGAUUGCCACUCAUUGCUUUGCCCAUGCAUUUGGACCAGGGAUUGAAUGCUGAACUCAUGGUGAAUGAAUUCCAGGUGGGCGUGGAAGUGGAGAGAGGAAGUGAUGGAUCUGUUAGUAGAGGGGAUGUUUGCAAAGCUGUCAAGAUGGUUAUGGAUGAAGAGGAGGGAAGACUUGUGAGGUCUAAAGCUGCAGAAAUGGGAAAUUUGUUGAAGGAAAAAAUGUUGGAUGAUCAGCGAAGCCAUGGAUCUCAAAACAAGUAUGUAGAUGAUUUGGUGAAACUACUUCACAGCUUAAAACAUAAAGCCAGUAAUUGACCCUCUUUUCAUAUUCAGUUGUGGUUGUUGGUAAUGGGAGGCCUGUAUAUCCAUCCAGUAGUGGGUACAGCUGUUAUUCUUCUAAUAUGAAGUGUUGUAAAUCAAAAUUCUGGUGCUCCUAUCCCAGCUAUAACAAUUUACCCUCCUCUUGCUCUCUUAUAAUUGUAAAUAUUAUCUUUUCAUCAUUUAAUAUUAAAGUGAGUCUUUUGUUACUUAAGUAAAAGAUAAGGAGUGGUUGCACUCUCUUGCACAUUUCU